UUUUCUAUCUCUCUGUUGCGCUCGCUAUAGAAAAGCGCCAGAGAGCGGCAUGUCGUGAAUUGAACGAGCGGGCUUUGCCAAAGCGAGAGCGCUGCUAUUCUUCUACUCGCGUUCGCGCUUUCCAUUCGUACUGCAGAAGGGUUAAUGUUGCAGAUGUACCUUCCAUAAGGCGGUGAAGCAUUAUUUUGGAGAUACCUUUGACAUACUGGACAUUAGCUAACGGGCUGCGUCGUAAAGACGCAACCAGGCGCCAUGAUGGUAGGUGGAACCUGUUAUCACUUGGCCGGUAGGCUAUUGAAUUUUCAACGCGUUUAAUUAGUUGGAACUCUGGCAUUGUUUGUUCCCUUUCAAAAAGGAGAUCUGCAGUAUUUAAUAAGCGAGAAAUGUUGCAGGACGGAAUAUGCGACACUACCGACAUUUUAAACAGCGUGCCUCCCAAAAAGACAAUUCAUGCCGAUAGCAUAGAUCUGCAAGACAAGCCUCUACGGGUGGAUAUAUCUGAUGCUCUCAGCGAGAAGGAUAAAGUGAAAUUUACUGUACACACAAAAACUACCUUGCCCGAAUUUCAAAAGUCAGAGAAUUUGGUUGUAAGACAGCAUGAGGAAUUUGUGUGGCUUCAUGACAGAUUUGAGGAGAACGAGGAGUAUGCUGGCUAUAUCAUUCCACCAUGUCCACCAAGACCAGACUUUGAUGCAUCUCGUGAGAAAUUACAAAAACUUGGAGAAGGUGAAGGUAACAUGACAAGAGAAGAAUUUAACAAAAUGAAGCAAGAAUUAGAAGCAGAAUAUUUGGCUACUUUCAAGAAAACUGUUGCUAUGCAUGAAAUGUUUCUAACAAGAUUAGCACAUCAUCCAGUUUUUCUAAAUGAUCACAAUCUUAGAGUAUUUCUAGAAUAUGAUCAAGAUCUUUGUGUCAGAGGAAAAAAUAAAAUGGAAAUGUUUGGUGGUUUAGUGAAAUCUUUUUCCAAAACCACGGAUGAAUAUUAUUUGCAGGCAACUGUAAAAGAUGUAAAUGACUUUUUUGAUCAAGAAAUGACAUUUCUACAAUUGUAUCAUCAUAAUUUAAAGGAAGCAACGAGUCGUGCAGAUCGUCAAACUGCGAAGCAUAAAGACGUAGCAGAUUCAUAUAUAAAAAUAUCUACUAAUCUUUUACAAUUAGCUACAAUAGAUCCUGGUAAAUUAGAGAAAUUUUUAACAAAAAUUGCAGAAACGUUUGAAAAAUUACGGAAAGUCGAAGGACGAGUAGCAUCCGACGAGGAUUUGAAAUUGUCUGAUACGCUUCGUUAUUACAUGAGGGAUACUGCUGCAGCAAAAAGGCUUCUUUUUAGAAGGUUAAAAGCUUUGCACGCAUACGAAUCUGCAAAUCGUGCUCUUGAAAAAGCUCGUGCCAAAAAUAAGGAUGUACAUGCAGCAGAACAAGCUCAAACCGAGGCAUGUGAAAAAUUUGAACAAAUGUCUGAAAAGGGUAAAAAAGAAUUAACGGAUUUUAAAACGAGACGUGUAGCAGCAUUUAAAAAGAACCUCAUUGAGUUAACGGAACUUGAAAUAAAACAUGCUAAAGCGCACGCAGAAUUGCUUAAGAAAUGUCUAUCCGUACUUCGAGAGGAGUGAUCCAAUUUGUCAGUUGCCAUGGCUAAAUCUGUUAUGCGCUCCGCAUACAGAUAACAACUUAUUUACAGUUAUUAUAAUUUAAUGGUACUGUAAAAUAUUAUAUAUUUUUUGUUAUUUAGAUAUAUUAUAUAAUACAGAAUAAAGUUCUGAAUUAUCACAGCUGCAAAAGGGUUCAGCUGCUUAAAGAAAGAAAAAGAAAAAGAAAAAAGAUUAAAUAAUUUCUAUUAAUUGUUUCUGAGCUGUAAAAAGCUGUGUAUAUGCUAUAACUUAUGUCUAGAAAAAAAUUAGGCAUUACAUUUUUUCGUACGCAUUUACAUAUGUUGCGCGAACCGUGGAGGUGCACAAAAGUACUGUAAAAAUGAAUAAAAUGUAAAUGGCGCUGAGACUUUUUGCAGCUUUAAAUUAAUUACCUAUUAUGCUUAUAACGUAAGAUUCUUUAUAUUAUAUAUGAAUAAAAAAAAAAAAAAAUAUAUAUGCGUAUUUGUAGACAUAUAUGCAUAUAUAUAAUCGUUAGAAGACAAUGUUAUUAAAACACUAGUUUUAGAAACACAAUAUCGUUUACGACGACAAAAAAAAAUCAGUACCGAUAAAACUUAGAACAGUGAAAUUAACAUAAGAAACAAUUUCCAUGCGUAUGCAUCCAUUCGAAUUAUUACAAAACGUGUAAUAAUUUAUACAUGUAAUGUUAUAAAUUUUGUUGAUCCUUUGUCUACUUUUUGUGAGUGGCAAAAACAUAGUGAAGGGACCUGGAAAUGAAUAUUAUAAUAAAGUGCAAUUAUACUUUUCAA
Messenger RNA from Vespa mandarinia (Asian giant hornet), 2398 nucleotides. RefSeq names its product sorting nexin 6 (gene Snx6). Gene Ontology annotation, molecular function: phosphatidylinositol binding. Lineage: Eukaryota; Metazoa; Arthropoda; Insecta; Hymenoptera; Vespidae. The record is from RefSeq and is a predicted model, not a curated record. Gene Ontology annotation, biological process: phagosome-lysosome fusion involved in apoptotic cell clearance.